Messenger RNA from Ricinus communis (castor bean), 1629 nucleotides. Its product is annotated as glycerol-3-phosphate dehydrogenase [NAD(+)]. Lineage: Eukaryota; Viridiplantae; Streptophyta; Magnoliopsida; Malpighiales; Euphorbiaceae. The transcript is spliced from 12 exons. Bases 17 to 1267 code for a protein of 416 amino acids. Gene Ontology annotation, biological process: carbohydrate metabolic process; glycerol-3-phosphate catabolic process. The record is from RefSeq and is a predicted model, not a curated record. Gene Ontology annotation, cellular component: glycerol-3-phosphate dehydrogenase (FAD) complex; cytosol. Gene Ontology annotation, molecular function: glycerol-3-phosphate dehydrogenase [NAD(P)+] activity; NAD binding; protein homodimerization activity.
UGCCUUCUCCGCCCUGAUGCGUUUUCCGUUUCCCUUAUAUUACCAUUCUCUGCUCUCUUCCUCUUCUUCUCUAUCUCCACGUUCUUUCCUUUCUUUUUCUCUUUUCUCUUUUUCUUUCGCUUCCAUGGCCCCUCCUCCUGCUGCCCCUGAAGCUCAAGAAACUGCCCCAAGAAGCACUUUCUCUAACGAUUCCGCCGCUGCUUCUCAUAUGUCCAAAGUUACUGUUGUUGGUAGUGGCAACUGGGGCACCGUUGCUGCUAAACUCAUUGCUUCUAAUACCCUCAAGCUCAAUUAUUUUCAUGAUGAAGUGCGAAUGUGGGUUUUUGAAGAGACAUUGCCAAGUGGUGAGAAGCUAUCAGAUGUUAUUAACCGGACCAAUGAAAAUGUUAAAUAUCUGCCCGGCAUUAAGCUUGGGAAAAAUGUUAUUGCAGACCCUGAUAUUGAUAAUGCAGUUAAGGAUGCAAACAUGUUGGUAUUUGUGACUCCUCAUCAGUUUAUGGACGGUAUAUGCAAGAGGCUUGUCAGGAAGAUAAAGGAUGGUGUAGAAGCUAUUUCGCUUAUUAAAGGAAUGGAAGUCAAGAUGGAAGGCCCUUGCAUGAUCUCUAGUCUUAUUUCUGAGCAGCUAGGUGUUAACUGUUGUGUGCUAAUGGGGGCAAAUAUUGCAAAUGAAAUUGCUGUUGAAAAGUUCAGCGAGGCGACAGUUGGAUUCAGAACAAACAGAGAGAUUGCAGAGAAAUGGGUUCAAUUGUUUAGUACUCCUUACUUCAUGGUCACAGCUGUCCAAGAUGUGGAGGGAGUCGAACUAUGUGGAACCUUGAAGAAUGUUGUGGCACUAGCAGCAGGCUUCGUUGAUGGUCUGGAAAUGGGGAAUAACACAAAGGCUGCAAUGAUGAGAAUUGGUCUGAGGGAGAUGAGAGCCUUAUCCAAGUUGUUGUUUUCAUCUGUUAAGGACAGCACAUUCUUUGAAAGCUGUGGUGUAGCUGAUGUCAUCACUACAUGCUUGGGAGGAAGAAACAGGAAAGUCGCGGAGGCUUUCGCAAGAAAUGGGGGAAAAAGGUCUUUUGAUGAGCUUGAAGCAGAGAUGCUGCAGGGCCAAAAAUUACAGGGUGUUUCAACAGCAAGGGAGGUGUAUGAAGUUUUAAGUCACCGUGGAUGGUUAGAGUUGUUUCCGCUAUUUGCAACAGUGCAUGAGAUCUGCAUUGGACGUCUUCCACCAUCAGCCAUAGUUGAAUACAGCGAGCACAAACCCAACUUUGCACUGGUAUGAAAGUUAGUAGAUGCCUUUUCCUGAUUUAUGCAUCUAUGCCCAGAAGAAAAGCUGGGUAGAAUUUUGGAAUUCUCUUUAUUUAGUUCACGAUAAGUUUCGUGCCAUGACAGCAAGGCUGCUUACAAAAAUGAUAGGAAGCUUCAUGGAUGAAGUCGAAGGCGGUUUAAGGUGAACAAUUCUGCCACGGUUUCUAUAGAGCGAGUUUUCUUCCUGUUGUAUUCAACAGUGAAAGUCUUUCUGAUACGCAUUGUAGACAAGUAUGUAACAGCCAUGUAGCAUGAAUAGUAAAUAAUCUUCAGAUGUUGAAGUAUUAAUGGAAGCUGAAGUUCCAAAUUCAUCAAUGUGGAAGCUAAAAUUUGAUA